AUGAUUAACCUUUUGUUACAAUAUCUUUCAGAUCAAAAAGAAUGUUUAAAGAUUAGUAAAAAUAUUGACUUUAUUUGCUACAGAAGAACUCUUAUUAGUAUUAUGUGUAAUGCUUUUGAUGAAGUUAAACCGUUGCUCAUUUCAGCUUGCUUAUAUAAUGGUUCCAUUUACUUGUGUACAUUAGAUACUCCGCAAGAUAUCAUGAAAAGAAAAUCUCGCACAAAAGAAGAGGAAACGUUUUGUGCCUGGGGUUAUAAAUUUGAACAGUAUUUGUUGUCAGAUUUACCCAACACUUGCCCUAACAUUGAAAGGCCAGUCAUAGAAAAUGAAGAAUUUUCCUUGUUUUACUAUGCUUCUUUAGGUACUUAUAAUUUAAUUUAUUGUGCACAAAUUGAUGGAAUGUUAGCUACAAAUGGUGCAGUACCAAACCCACCAGCAAAUACAGAUACUGAAUGUAAUCUACACUAUUUAAGAAAUAAUGAAUAUUUAGAAUUAAAAACCCAUAGACAUAUACUAAAUCAAAGACAGGAGAGAAAUUUUAGAAGAUACAAAAUGUUAUUAUGUUGGUGCCAGUGUUACUUAGCAAAUCUAAAAGGCCUACUUGUAGGCUUCAGAACUCAAGAAGGUAUUGUAGAAAGAUUACAAUGGUAUGAGCAACAAGAAAUUGUUCAAUAUUGUAAAAAUGAAUGGAACCCUGAAGCAGCACUUAAUUAUCUGAAUUAUUUUCUCAGUUAUAUUAAAAAUAGUUUUAACCAGAAUAUAUGUACAGGUCCUGUUACUUUAAAUUUUCAAUUAAACUCUGACAAAACGAUUAAUGUCAUUGAAAAUCCUGUUUGUGAAAUUUUACCGCAGUGGUAUACAACUAAUUAA
Molecule: messenger RNA, 870 nt
Organism: Parnassius apollo (apollo)
Lineage: Eukaryota; Metazoa; Arthropoda; Insecta; Lepidoptera; Papilionidae
Source: the annotation of a GenBank genome assembly